AUGCCAGAAGUUACCAGAGAACGCAUCGUUCGUGCCUCCUAUGGCAGAGAUCGCGACGAUGAUUACUCUUCCGACGACAACCGUUCAUCCUUCAGCGCCAGCCGCUCGCGACACGGUGCCAGCAGCAGCACCUAUCGUCCUACGACUGUUCAACGUUAUCGUGUAACACCUAGCAGAGUCGAGGAAGUUGAAGACGACCGACGAUCAUCGCGACUCGAUAUCAUCCCCCGUCGCGGCGAGCGCAUCGAGGUCGAUCGCAGCACAGAACGAUUUAUCGACCGACCAGAACGACCACGCUCUGCUAUUGACGUGCGCCCACGACCCACAAUCGUCGAACGCGAUCGCUUUGUCGAACGCGAGAGAGAACCUGUCCGCGAACCCGAGCGAGAGCGAGAGCGCACUCGAACCGUCGUCUAUGAACGGGACAGCCCGCGCGAACCAGAACGUAUCCCUCCUUGGGAGCGCGGACCCGCUAGGCCAUGGGAAGACGAGCGAGAGACCUCCCGCGAGACUGAUGUCAGGAUCGAGAAGCGCGCACCUGCUAGGCCAUGGGAAGACGAGCGAGAGAUCUCCCGCGAGACUGAUGUCAGGAUCGAGAAGCGCGCACCUGCUAGGCCAUGGGAGUCGGAACGGGACGUGCGGGAGACGGAUGUUAGGGUUGAGAAGCGGACCGAACGUCGCGAGGAGCCACGCCGUGAUGAAUUUGAUACCGAGAGAGUCACCAGAGAAAUCGAAUACUACGAUCGACCGCAUUCUCCUCCACAGCCUAUUAUCAUCCGUCAACGAGCGCCUGAAGCUCAGCAGAUUAUCGUGCAAGAAGCCGCACCCCCACCACCGAUCAUCCUCCCUCGUCAAGAAGAACACGAAUUUCAAGUCAUUCGACGGGCUGAACCACCACCAGAGCCAAAGAGAGAAGAAGAUGAAUACUACUACAGACGAGAUGUUCGCGAAGUUGGCCCACGGAGAGAAAAAAGAGACGAGGACUUUGCAAUGGCAAGAUAUGACCGCAGACAGGGGCGUCAACGAGAUGAUGUCAGCGAUGGAGAUUACAGCGAUGAGGAUUAUGUCGUUCGUAAAAAGGUUAUAAGACAACGUAGUUUAAGUGGCAGUCCACACCACAAGAGACAUCUUGCCGAAGGUGCCUUGGCUGGAGCGGGUGCAGCUGCUCUACUUGCAAAUCACCGUGAGAAGAGUGGAGAUGGAUCUGAACAUCGUGGCCGAAAGGUCGUUGGAGGAGCAGCUCUUGGUGCUAUUGGGGCUGAAGUUAUUACGAGAGCACGAAGCCGUUAUCGCGACAGAUACGAGGAUCGUAGCAGAUCAAGAUCAAGCAGCAGAUCAGGACAUGGAAAUCAUACCAAGCUGAAGACUGCACUUGGACUUGCUGCUGCUGGUCUCGCUGCUGCGGCCGCUGCGAAGUAUGUUCAGAAGCGCAAGGCGGAUAAAGAGGAAAUUGGCAGAGGACGCAGUCGAACUCGGAGCGUUUCUAGACGCCGUAGUGAUAGCUACGAUUCUUACGAUGAUGACAGCCGUGCGAGAAGUAGAAGCAAGCAUGCUGAUCCCAAGCAUCGCUCAAGAUCAAUCGCAAAAGCAGCUGCUGGAACCGCGGCAGUCGCUGGAAUCGUCGAGCAUUUUAGGAACAAGUCACGCAGACGGAGUGGCGAACGAUCAAAGUCACGAAUUCGAACCGGAGCUGAGAUCGCCGGAGCAGGUCUAGCUGGAGCAGCAGUAGCUGGACUCUACGAGAAUCGCAAGGCAAAGGAAGAUGCAGAGAAAGAAGCUGAGAAUGUCAGCAGUCGUAGGAGGAGCAGAACAAGAAGCAGGUCGAGAGCCAGAUCUGUCGGCUAUUCUGAUCCGGGAGUUGACCCAGAAUUAGGAAUGGUACAAUACGGUACUGACCCCGUAUACACCCACGCGCCACCAGCGACGACCUACCAAGACUACGAUCGAGGUAGUCGAUCCCGUAGUCGAACCCAUCGUCGCCGACACUCCUCGAGCUCUGCCGAUCAGAGAAAACCCGCAUCUAGAAGUCGAAGUCGAGUCCGAGAUAUCGCUGGUGCGGCAGCUGGUACUGCAGCUGCGGCCAUCGGUAUCAACCAAUAUAAAAAGAGAAAAGAGAAGAAGGAGGCUGAGCGGGAGAAGGAACGAAGGCGUGAGGAUCCCCAACAUUCUAGAUCUCGUUACGAGGAAGAAUCGCCCUCUGAAAACUACUACUCUCGCGAAUACGAUGACUAUUCUCCAUCUCCUCCUAUGGCCUCGGGCGGUUCCUAUUUCCCGCAAAACAACGAAUUUCCUGCGCCUCUCGCGAACCCUGGCUACACUCAACACUCCAAUCAAUCAUCACCGAAUGUAAAUCAACAACCGAUCCCUCCCUAUAACCCGGCAGAUUAUGCUGGCCCGCCUCCUCCGCAUGACGCUUAUGGGCACCCGCCCCAGCCAAGGGGAGACCAUGUGAGUGCAAACCAAUACCAUAAUAAUGUACCUCGUCAGCCGGAACCUCCGUACUUUCCUCCACCUCCACGUCCAUCUUCACCCCAAACAACAGACGAGGGCGGUCUAGAUGCAACACCACCUUCAUCUCCGGACUCGAUCCGUCCAACCAACAAAUCAGUCAUGUUUGCACCUCUGUCACCGACUUCAUCCCGCCGCCUAGCACGUAUCCGUAAAAAACAAGAACAAGCCUCCACUUCCACCGCUCUUGUUCCUAUCUCACAACCUCCUCCUGAAGAUCAAGAACCAGAUGUCACAGAAGACUACGAAGACGAACAUCAUCACCAACACCGUCGCCGCAGACAGCGUAGACGUCGCAAUUCAGACCCUAGUUCCAACCGUCCGCACCGCCAUCACGAACGCAAUGCAUCCCGUAGCCCCAGCCUAGACCGCAAUAGCGAUAGCAGUGGAGCCGAAACAGAAGUCCUACCAGAUCGAUUUGAUGCUCAAGGACGACCGCUCGAUAAACAUGGGAGGCGGGAUAGGGAAAGAAUCGCAGGGGGAAAUGGAGGUGGACAGCAGGAAAUGGUGGAGAAGUUAAUUGGCGGGUUCGAGGAGGUGGUAGAGGGACGGAAGAGUUGGAAGGAUUUGUUAGCCGGGUUGUUGGAUGGCGUUAAUGCGAGCGGGAGUGAUUUAAGUGCUGGUAGUAGGAGAAGGCGACGAUGA
Messenger RNA from Lachnellula hyalina, 3153 nucleotides. RefSeq lists its product as uncharacterized. The record is from RefSeq and is a predicted model, not a curated record. Lineage: Eukaryota; Fungi; Ascomycota; Leotiomycetes; Helotiales; Lachnaceae. The transcript has 3 exons. Bases 1 to 3153 code for a protein of 1050 amino acids.